This is a messenger RNA of Mus caroli (Ryukyu mouse), 3709 nucleotides long. Lineage: Eukaryota; Metazoa; Chordata; Mammalia; Rodentia; Muridae. The record is from RefSeq and is a predicted model, not a curated record.
UGGGAAGUCUGUAGAAUUCUAAUUAUGGGCCAGACCUGGUGGCACAUGCCUGUGAUCCCAGAUCCUUGUGAGCUGCCACUGGAGCUGCCACCAGCCCAACCCAGGUUCCCUGCAAGAUUAACUGAGCCUUCUUUCCAUCCCCACAGAACUUUAGUUAAGACAGCUAAAGUGUUUAUUGAAGACGGUGUCUCGAAUGAUGUAGUUGGUGUGUUCAAGGCAUGUGGAAUUGAUUGGUGGGAAGCCCUCUUGCUGGCCUUGGUGUUGUGUGAUAGCACACAUAGACGACAUCCAAGAGAGGCCGGACAGCUUGGUUAGCAUCAACAGCAGUGGUAGAGCACUUGAUUGGCAGGUUGCCGCUGGUGGGAAGCAUGUUCAGUAUCAACCCCCUGGAGAACCUGAAGCUGUACAUCAGCAGCCGGCCACCCUUGGUGGUUUUUAUGAUCAGUGUCAGCGCCAUGGCCAUCGCCUUCCUCACCCUGGGCUACUUUUUCAAGAUCAAGGAGAUUAAGUCCCCAGAAAUGGCUGAGGAUUGGAAUACUUUCCUGCUCCGGUUUAAUGAUUUGGACUUGUGUGUAUCAGAAAACGAGACACUGAAGCAUCUCUCCAACGAUACCACGACACCAGAGAGCACCAUGACCGUCGGGCAGGCCAGAUCGUCUACCCAGCCGCCCCAGUCCCUGGAGGAGUCAGGCCCCAUCAAUAUUUCAGUGGCCAUUACCUUGACCUUGGACCCUCUCAAGCCCUUUGGAGGGUACUCUCGAAAUGUUACACACCUGUACUCCACCAUCCUCGGGCAUCAGAUUGGAUUGUCAGGCAGGGAAGCCCACGAGGAGAUCAACAUCACCUUCACCCUGCCUGCUGCCUGGAACGCCGAUGACUGUGCCCUCCAUGGCCACUGUGAGCAGGUGGUGUUCACAGCAUGCAUGACCCUCACAGCUGCCCCUGGAGUCUUCCCUGUCACCGUUCAACCACCUCACUGUAUCCCCGACACAUACAGCAACGCCACGCUCUGGUACAAGAUCUUCACAACUGCCAGAGAUGCCAACACGAAAUAUGCUCAAGACUACAAUCCUUUCUGGUGUUAUAAGGGUGCCAUUGGGAAAGUCUACCAUGCUUUAAAUCCCAAACUCACCGUUAUUGUUCCAGAUGACGACCGCUCAUUAAUAAACCUGCAUCUCAUGCACACCAGUUACUUCCUUUUCGUGAUGGUGAUAACGAUGUUCUGCUAUGCAGUCAUCAAAGGCAGACCCAGCAAACUGCGGCAGAGCAAUCCUGAAUUUUGCCCUGAGAAGGUGGCUCUGGCUGAUGCCUAAUCCCACAGCUCCCCAUUUUCUGAGAGACCAAGAACCAUGAUCAUUGCCUGCUGAAUCGCCCAGGGCCUGGCCACUCUGUGAAUACACGAUCUUGCAAUGUUGGGUUAUUCCAGCCAAAGACAUUUCAAGUGCCUGUAACUGAUUUGUACAUAUUUAUAAACAUUGAUCUGGAAAUUGGUCCUGUGAUGCACGUGCUUUGCCCUGGAUGCACCUGAACUCGUCCCCCUCAUUGAGGGGCAGGAGGGCAUGGACAUGGGGUUCUUCCACGGAGAGCCGGGGGCUGUGGGGACCUUGCCAGAGCUGAGCUGAGCAGGUCGUGUUCCAGCGCCCGUGGGGCCGAGGUUUGCUGUGGUUCUUGUUGCAGACUGGCGUGGUGAGUGUUGGAAGCUGUUUGCACCUUUGUCAGGACACUGCGUUUCAGAAGCCACUCUUCCCUCCGGUGGCUUCUACAUGUCGGUGGCUGGCGUACCAUAUAGUAACAGCAGUGAUUCUGUCUCAGUAUGCUUGCAAGGAAACUUUCCUUUAAAGAGGAAAAAGUGACAAUUUACUACUGCCCUAGUUAGGACAGACAUGCUUGUCUCUCUUAGGUAAAAGGUCAGGCCCCCAAGUCAUUUCUGUAGUGAAGAGCAGAGUUCCUUCCGUGUCUACACUGGCAGCUAGGCACUGGGGUGCUCUGCUCCCGUUAGCUCCUGGGAGGGGCGCUCUCCUGGCUUGAGAAGUAGCUGUGUAGUGAAGGCACAGGGUUGUGUGUGUGACUGACUUCACGCGGCAGAAGAGAUGUUGCUCUAAUGCUCAGAAACACGGCUUGCUCUUUUUUUUUUUUUUUUAGAGAGGAGAUACAUUUUCUUUUAAAAUUUUUUUUUUUUUUUUUGCAUUUAUUUUUAUAUAUCACACAUCUCCAGGAGACUGCCCAUUAUAGGUAUGUAAUGUGCAACUGACGCUGGGGAGAUCUGAAGGAAGAAGGCAUGAGGCACUCUCUGAUGCUUGCUAGUCAAAACUGGAAGCAUUUUCCUUAGGACAGGUGUGACCUUCUGGUUCCUCUGUCCCAUUGCCCUCUCCGUAUUCCAUUUAGAAAAGUCAUUCAUGAUCCCUUCCACCCGCUAUUUGUAUUUUCAGUGUUUUUCUAUCAGCGCCUUGCCUUAACAAUCCCCAUACAGUGUUCUCUCAAGCAGUGUUCCAGACUUGUUGGGUGUGAGGAUGAAUGCAUGUAAGAGCAGCCCUUUGGAGGCUGAGGCAGGAGAAUCUCAAGUUCAAGGCCAGCCUGGGCCACAUACUGAUACCCUGUCUCUCAAAGGGAGAAAAAUUACUUAGGUAUGUCAGCACUUUUGUCCUGUAACUGUAGAUCUGUCUCAAUUGAAGUUAACUCACUAUAUUCUGAAACUUACUGGCCUAGAGAAUUUUAUCCCAGGCAUUCUUAGAUGGAAAACAAUACUUUUGUUUUUUCUUCUAAAUUGAAGCUUGUUAAAAUAAUCACUGUAGUUAUGUGGUACACUAGUAUUUCUUAAAGCAGAGGUGAGUUGCUUAUAAGGUGGGUAAUAUGUGAAUUUAAUCUAGUCUUCUCUGAGACUUUGAGACCCUUGGCUUGGCUGGUAUACGUGUGUCAUCCGGAGCACCAAGCUUCAGAUUAAGCUGUUACUGAGUAAUAAGACCCAGUAGAGUGAGACACGAGAAGAAUCGUGUUCACUGGUCUGUCGGCCGCUGUGUUCCUCGUAGUCAUCCUUGUGUUAUUAACAGGCAGUGGCUGGGAUCUGUAGAGGGUGGGAAGGAGGAACACCACAAGAUCUAGGGAGAGGAAGUCCCCAAAAUGCUUGGGACGUGACCCAUCCUGAGGCCAGAUACAUACUUUAAAACUCAAAUAUUCACCAUAUCAGGUAGACAGAUGGAGGAUGGCUGGGGAAGGAUGGCUGAAGUUUAGGGGACUGCAGACACAUCUGGGCCUGGUCCUCAGCUGUUCCUUGCUGGUAUACCUCAGAAGUGGAAUGUCAGAGUGGGUUACUAGAGACCUCUGACCCCAGCAGCACUGGCUUGCCCUCAGAUGUGGGGUGUAGUCACAAGGCAGUGACUUCCUGGGAAAUGCUUGUUUCAGAUCAUAUUGAUCUCUUUCCUUUUGUCUCUCACCGUAUGGUAUGACUUGAAUCAGUUUUGAUUCUAUGUGUAAGUUCUCAUCGUUUGGAACCUGGUAUUUCUGUUGUGUUCUUGGCAGUGCAUAGGAACCCAGCCUCCUGUGUUUUGACCCUCCUGCAGGCACUGUGGGACUCAAGGGCAGCAGAUCCAUCUCCCGUCCCUUGCUGCAUGAUGGUCACUAGCUGAUCUGUGAUGGCGUCCCUUCCCCCAUUGAUUUUCUGUGUUUGAAGUAUGUGCAUAUGUGCUUUACAGAAUAAAACAUCUGGAUUUAC